AUUUAUUCAGCUCUACGGGGAAUAGUUUAAUCGAACUUAACUUAUUGUGAACGGGUCGAUACAACUUUUAGUAAACAAUAUGAAUUCCUUGGCUCGACUUGGGAGCUACGUUUGCCAAAGUGUGCAAAUAGCUGGAUGUGGCUUGCAGCAAGUGCGCACAAAAUACGCCGAUUGGCGCAUGAUUCGGGAUGUGAAGCGGCGUAAAUGUGUUACCGAGCAUGCCAAGGAGCGUUUGCGAGUGAAUUCACUACGCAAAAAUGAUAUUCUCCCGGUUGAACUGCGCGAGGUGGCCGACGCUCAGAUUGCCGCAUUCCCUAGGGACUCGUCGCUGGUGCGAGUGAGAGAGCGUUGCGCACUUACGUCACGAUCUCGCGGCGUUGUCCACAAAUAUCGGCUGAGCAGAAUAGUAUGGCGUCACUUGGCGGAUUACAAUAAGCUGUCGGGUGUUCAGCGUGCCAUGUGGUAGAUUUUUAGCCCCGCUUUCAUUUAUAAUUCUUUAAAACCUAUUAAAAUAAAUGUAAAUUGAAAUCA
This is a messenger RNA of Drosophila innubila, 531 nucleotides long. It is a transcript of the gene mRpS14, whose product is annotated as 28S ribosomal protein S14, mitochondrial. The record is from RefSeq and is a predicted model, not a curated record. Gene Ontology annotation, cellular component: mitochondrial small ribosomal subunit; ribosome. The transcript is spliced from 2 exons. Gene Ontology annotation, molecular function: structural constituent of ribosome. The coding region runs from base 80 to 466 and encodes 128 amino acids. Gene Ontology annotation, biological process: translation. NCBI's taxonomy places the organism in Eukaryota, Metazoa, Arthropoda, Insecta, Diptera, Drosophilidae.